This is a messenger RNA of Tinamus guttatus (white-throated tinamou), 6132 nucleotides long. Lineage: Eukaryota; Metazoa; Chordata; Aves; Tinamiformes; Tinamidae. The record is from RefSeq and is a predicted model, not a curated record.
CUUCGACCUGGGCCUUGGGCAGUACGUCCCCGUGAGCCCGGACGUGAUCAAGCGGCGGCGGGGCGGGCUGAUCGAGCAGAGGGACAUCAUCAAGGCGCAUGAGGCGCACAAGAUGCAGAGCACGCCGCAGGCGCGGAGGAAGGAGUGGGAGAUGGCUCGCUUCGGGGAGGCCGUGGCCGGCAGGCUGGGCUCCGCAGACGGAGGCUCCGAGCAGAACCGGGGCCGGCCAGGAGCUCCCGCGCCCGCGGGAGGCACCCCAGGAGCCUUCAAGCAAACCAAAGCGCAGCGAGCCCGGACUAUGGCUCUGUACAACCCCAUCCCCGUCCGGCAGAACUGCUUCACUGUCAACAGAUCGCUGUUCCUCUUUGGGGAAGAGAACAUAGUCAGGAAAUACGCCAAGAAGCUCAUCGACUGGCCUCCUUUCGAGUACAUGAUCCUGGCAACCAUCAUUGCCAACUGCAUCGUACUGGCGCUCGAGCAACACCUUCCCGAGGACGACAAGACCCCCAUGUCACGGAGAUUAGAGAAGACGGAGCCGUACUUCAUCGGCAUCUUUUGCUUCGAGGCUGGGAUUAAGAUUGUCGCCCUUGGGUUCGUUUUCCACAAGGGCUCGUACCUGCGCAACGGCUGGAACGUCAUGGACUUCAUCGUGGUCCUCAGCGGCAUCCUCGCCACGGCUGGGACGCACUUCAACACGCACGUGGACCUGCGGACCCUGCGGGCUGUGCGCGUGCUCCGACCUCUGAAGCUCGUCUCGGGCAUUCCCAGCCUGCAGAUCGUGCUGAAGUCCAUCAUGAAGGCCAUGGUGCCUCUGCUGCAGAUCGGCUUGCUGCUCUUCUUCGCAAUUCUGAUGUUUGCCAUCAUCGGCCUGGAGUUCUACAGCGGGAAGCUGCACCGGGCCUGCUACACCAACAAUUCCGGUGAACUAGAAGAGCUGGACCCCCCUCAUCCGUGCGGGGUGCAGGGUUGCCCCCCAGGCUACGAGUGCCGGGAGUGGAUCGGUCCCAAUGAUGGGAUCACGCAGUUCGACAACAUCCUCUUUGCUGUGUUGACCGUCUUCCAGUGCAUCACCAUGGAAGGGUGGACCACAGUCCUGUACAACACCAAUGAUGCCUUAGGAGCCACCUGGAACUGGCUGUACUUCAUCCCCCUCAUCAUCAUUGGAUCCUUCUUCGUGCUCAACCUCGUCCUGGGGGUGCUGUCAGGGGAGUUCGCCAAAGAGCGCGAGAGGGUGGAGAAUCGCCGGGCCUUCAUGAAGCUGCGGCGGCAGCAGCAGAUCGAGCGGGAGCUGAAUGGCUAUCGUGCCUGGAUAGACAAAGCAGAGGAAGUCAUGCUGGCUGAAGAGAACAAAAACUCUGGGACUUCAGCCUUGGAAGUGCUCAGGCGAGCGACCAUCAAAAGGAACCGGACAGACGCCAUGAACCGUGACUCCAGUGACGAGCACUGUGUCGAUAUCGCCUCCGUCGGCGAGCGGAGGCUGGCGCAGAGAAGACCUCUUCAUCCAACCUUAGGUAACCCCUUGAGUCGCUCCAACAUCAAAGGUGCCAGAUUGAAUGGUGCUACUUACUUUCGGCACAAAGAGCGACUCCUGCGCAUCUCUGUCCGCCACAUGGUGAAAUCCCAGGUCUUCUACUGGAUUGUCUUGAGCCUGGUAGCUCUCAACACUGCCUGCGUGGCCAUCGUCCACCACAACCAGCCAGCCUGGCUCACCCACUUCCUCUACUAUGCAGAGUUCCUGUUCCUUGGGCUCUUUCUCCUGGAGAUGUCCUUAAAGAUGUAUGGGAUGGGGCCGCGCCUUUACUUCCAUUCUUCGUUCAACUGCUUUGACUGCGGGGUCACAGUGGGAAGCAUCUUCGAAGUGGUUUGGGCUAUCUUCAGACCAGGGACUUCUUUUGGGAUCAGCGUCCUACGAGCUCUCCGGCUCCUGCGUAUAUUUAAAAUAACCAAGUAUUGGGCAUCCCUGAGGAAUUUGGUGGUUUCACUGAUGAGCUCCAUGAAAUCUAUUAUCAGCCUGCUCUUCCUCCUCUUCCUCUUCAUUGUAGUCUUUGCCCUGUUGGGAAUGCAGCUGUUUGGAGGCAGGUUUAAUUUUAUUGAUGGGACACCUUCAGCCAACUUUGACACCUUCCCUGCUGCCAUCAUGACCGUGUUCCAGAUCCUGACGGGUGAGGACUGGAAUGAGGUCAUGUACAAUGGCAUCCGCUCCCAGGGAGGUGUUCGCUCGGGCAUGUGGUCCUCCAUCUAUUUCAUCGUCCUCACCUUGUUUGGAAACUAUACCCUUCUGAACGUUUUCUGGGCCAUCGCCGUGGACAACCUGGCCAAUGCUCAGGAGCUCACUAAGGAUGAGCAGGAGGAAGAGGAGGCCUUUAACCAGAAGCAUGCCCUUCAAAAAGCCAAGGAAGUCAGCCCGAUGUCUGCCCCAAACAUGCCUGCUAUCGAGACAAACGGGGUCCCAGCUGCUGAGCUGGUUGGGACCACCAAAGAGGGCAGCCCCCGGCAGGCCGUGCCCGAGCCGGGCCAGGGCAAGGCCGGCAGCCUCACAGAGCAGGACUGCAGCAGCCUGGACACCAGCGAGCAAGCCCUGCUGGGCAGCCUGCAGCUGGAGGCAAGUCGUGCCGUGAGCAGGAGCGAGCCUGACCUCUCCUCCAUCACCGCCAACACCGAGAAGGCCACAGAGAGCACCACCAUCAUGAUUGAUGUCCAAGACUCCACUGUGGUACAGAUUAGCAACAAGACAGAUGGAGAAGCCAGCCCCUUAAAGGAGGCAGAGAGCAAAGAGGAUGAGGAGGAGAUGGAGAAGAAGAAACGGAAGAAAGAGAAAAGUGAGACAGGCAAAGCAAUGGUGCCUCACAGUUCCAUGUUCAUCUUCAGCACAACGAACCCGGUGCGCAGGGCCUGCCACUACAUCGUGAACCUGCGCUACUUCGAGAUGUGCAUCCUGCUGGUGAUCGCGGCCAGCAGCAUCGCCCUGGCUGCCGAGGAUCCCGUCCUGACCAACUCUGACCGCAACAAGGUACUGAGGUAUUUUGACUACGUUUUCACUGGUGUCUUCACCUUCGAGAUGGUUAUCAAGAUGAUCGAUCAGGGCUUGAUCCUGCAGGACGGCUCCUACUUCCGAGACCUCUGGAAUAUUCUGGAUUUCGUGGUGGUGGUGGGAGCGCUGGUGGCUUUCGCCUUGGCAAAUGCUCUGGGGACCAACAAAGGCCGGGAUAUCAAGACCAUCAAGUCUCUCCGUGUGCUGCGAGUUUUGAGGCCUCUGAAGACCAUCAAGCGCCUGCCCAAGCUCAAGGCUGUCUUUGACUGCGUGGUGACUUCGCUGAAGAACGUCUUCAAUAUCCUUAUUGUCUACAAGCUCUUCAUGUUCAUCUUUGCUGUCAUUGCUGUCCAGCUCUUCAAGGGGAAGUUUUUCUACUGUACUGACAGCUCUAAGGACACGGAGAAAGACUGCAUAGGGAACUAUGUGGACCACGAGAAGAACAAGAUGGAAGUGAAGUGCCGGGAAUGGAAGCGCCACGAAUUUCACUAUGACAAUAUAAUCUGGGCUUUGCUUACCCUGUUUACAGUCUCCACUGGUGAAGGUUGGCCCCAGGUGCUGCAGCAUUCGGUGGAUGUGACGGAGGAGGACCGCGGGCCCAGCCGCAGUAACCGCAUGGAAAUGUCCAUUUUUUAUGUCGUCUAUUUUGUGGUCUUCCCUUUCUUCUUCGUCAACAUUUUUGUGGCUCUCAUCAUCAUCACGUUCCAAGAGCAAGGAGACAAAAUGAUGGAGGAGUGCAGUCUGGAGAAGAAUGAGGUACAAGCCUGGGGCUGGGCAGUUGUAAGAAAGCCAUGGGCCACCUGCCUGUCUAGGCCGUGGAGGAGUGUAGCAGCCACUGUUUGGGGUGCCAUCUCCCCGUCCUUUGAGUACACCAUCAUGGCCAUGAUAGCACUGAACACCGUGGUGCUGAUGAUGAAGUACUAUUCUGCUCCAUACACCUAUGAGCUGGCACUGAAGUACCUGAACAUUGCAUUCACCAUGGUGUUCUCCUUGGAGUGUGUCCUCAAGAUCAUUGCUUUUGGCUUCCUGAAUUAUUUCCGGGACACCUGGAACAUCUUUGACUUCAUCACUGUCAUCGGCAGCAUUACGGAGAUCAUCCUGACGGACACCAAGUUGGUGAACACCAGCAGCUUCAACAUGAGCUUUUUGAAGCUGUUCCGGGCUGCUCGGCUCAUCAAGCUGCUCCGCCAGGGUUACACGAUCCGGAUCCUACUCUGGACUUUUGUGCAGUCCUUCAAGGCGCUCCCGUAUGUCUGCCUCUUGAUUGCGAUGCUUUUUUUCAUCUAUGCGAUCAUUGGGAUGCAGGUCUUUGGGAAUAUCAAGCUCGAUGAGGAAAGCCACAUUAACCGGCACAACAACUUCCGCAGCUUCUUGGGCUCCCUGAUGCUCCUCUUCAGGAGUGCCACAGGGGAGGCCUGGCAGGAGAUCAUGCUGUCCUGCCUGGAGGGCAAGGGCUGCGAGCCAGACACCACGGCGACGUCGGGGCAGAACGAGAACGAGCGCUGCGGCACUGAUCUCGCCUACGUUUACUUCGUCUCCUUCAUCUUCUUUUGCUCUUUCCUGAUGCUUAACCUAUUUGUGGCGGUCAUCAUGGACAAUUUUGAAUACCUGACUCGGGAUUCUUCCAUCCUGGGACCUCACCAUCUAGAUGAGUUUGUACGGAUCUGGGCAGAGUAUGACAGAGCAGCGUGUGGCCGAAUCCAUUACACUGAGAUGUAUGAAAUGCUGACUCUUAUGUCACCACCGCUAGGCCUCGGCAAGAGAUGUCCUUCCAAAGUGGCCUAUAAGAGACUGGUGCUGAUGAACAUGCCCGUAGCUGAGGACAUGACAGUCCACUUCACCUCCACCUUGAUGGCGCUCAUACGCACGGCCCUGGACAUCAAAAUUGCCAAAGGUGGUGCCGACUGGCAGCAGCUGGACUCCGAGCUUCAAAAGGAGAUCCUGACCAUUUGGCCUCAUCUGUCACAGAAAGUGCUUGACCUGUUGGUACCUAUGCCAAAAACCUCUGACCUGACUGUUGGCAAAAUAUAUGCAGCCAUGAUGAUCAUGGAUUACUACAAGCAGAGCAAAGCGAAAAAGCAGAGGCAGCAGCUGGAGGAACAGAAAAAUGCUCCAAUGUUCCAGCGCAUGGAGCCUUCCUCCUUGCCACAAGAAAUCAUCUCAAAUGCGAAGGCUCUGCCUUAUCUGCAGCAGGACACCCUCUCGGGCCUGAGCAGCCGCAGUGGGUUCCCCUCGCUGAGCCCGCUCUCGCCGCAGGAGAUUUUCCAGCUGGCAUGCAUGGAUUCGGCACAUGGGCAGUACCAGGAGCACCAGUCCCUGGAGCCAGAGGUUAGGGAAUUUCAGAGAGUGCAGCCCUCUAACCGUGGCAACUACCUUCCCGUGGACACUCAGGACCACGCUGUAUCUGGGAGGGCCGCCUCCAUGCCUCGUCUCACUGUGGAUCCCCAGGUGGUCACAGACACUAGCUCCAUGCGGCGAUCGUUCUCCACCAUCCGGGACAAGCGCACCAACAGCUCCUGGCUGGACGAGUUCUCCAUGGCUCCCCGGCGGUGCCGCUACCUCUCCUCGCUCCAGCUCUCGGCCCGGCGCCUCAACGCCGACUCGGGCCACCGGUCCGACGGCCACCGCUCGGGUGGCAGGGAGCGGGGGCGAUCCAAAGAGCGCAAGCACCUGCUGUCCCCGGACAUCUCCCGCUGCAACUCGGAGGAGAGGAGGCCCCAGGCGCAUGACGAACCUCCGGAGGGCCGGUCACCCAGCGAGGGCAGGUCACAGACACCCAACAGGCAGGGAACGGGCUCCUUGAGCGAAAGCUCCAUCCCCUCCAUGUCGGACACCAGCACCCCCCGGCGAGGCCGCCCCUCGGCGCCGCCGCUGCGGCACAGCUGGCAGAUGCCCAACGGGCACUACCGGCGGAGGCGGCGAGGGGCCGGGCAGGGCGUGAUGUGUGGGGCCAGCAUCGACGUGCUCAGCGACACCGAGGAAGACGACAAGUGCUAGAAGGCGCCCUCGCCGCGGCCCCCCCGCCGUCCUGCCCUCUCCAAUGCAUGCUCUUCGCCACGCCUGGGAAUGAAACAGAACCAAAAUCAAACGCAGGGGAAACG